Molecule: messenger RNA, 878 nt
Organism: Girardinichthys multiradiatus
Lineage: Eukaryota; Metazoa; Chordata; Actinopteri; Cyprinodontiformes; Goodeidae
Product: interferon-induced protein 44-like
Exons: 6
Coding region: 1-723 (240 amino acids)
Source: RefSeq, a predicted model, not a curated record
AUGGGAGGUAUAUUGAGCUCUUCACCUCCUCCUCCUCCUCCUCCUCCUCCUCCUCCACUUCUUGAUAAACCACGGCUGCAGAUGGAAUGGGGAGACAGAGACAAUGACCUGCAGUUCAUCAACAACUACACACCUAAAGCUGAUGGUCAACAGCAGUUCAGGAUCCUUCUCCAAGGACCAGUUGGAGCUGGAAAAUCCAGUUUCAUCAACUCUGUCAUCAGCAGCUUGGAGGGUAAAAUCUGUCACAAGGCUGUUGCAUGUAACACCGGUCAGAGUGGCUUUACCAAAGAGUUCAACCCUGAGAGUAGUUUGUCUGAAACUGAUCCGUUCUACAACAAGACUCCAAAUGUCAACGACAAAGUCCACGUCCUGGUUUCUGUCAUCGAUGCCGACACAGUAAAUCUACUGUCAGAUAAAGUUGAGGAGAUAAUUCAGGACAUCAGGGAUGACGCCACUGACCUGGGGAUUCCUCAUGUAGCCAUUCUCACCAAAAUUGAUAAAGCCUGUCCUGAGAUCAAAAAGGAUGUAAAAAAUGUCUUCAGGAGCAGGUUGCUGCAGAAAAAUGUUCAGGACUUCAGCAAACUGGUGGGAAUCCCAGAAAACUGCAUCUUCCCUGUGAAGAACUACCACUCAGAGAGGAACGUGGACAAUGACACCGACGCCCUGGUCCUGAACACCCUGAGACGCAUCAUCGAGAUUGGAGAUGAAUUCCUAAAGACUUAAAAAAAUGAUCUAAAUCUAACCAGUUGUGUGAAGACAUUUAAAGAAUGACAACCUCUGCAUGUCAGUUAUUAACAUGAUCUAAACUAUAACUGCACCCAUAGUGUGUUUGACAAGUUUAGCACUGGUAAAGUUAAAUAAAUAAACCUGAAAGUCCA